AUGGCGGGCAAGAAGGGCGGCGACGGCAGCAAGAAGGCAGCAGGCCAAGCCCGAAAGGCCGAAGCCGCUGCUGGCAAAGCUGCUGCGGAAAACGCGAAGAACACGGUGGCCGAGGACGCAGAGUGGCAGAAGGGAUCCAAGAGCAACGCGAAGAAAGAAGCAGAGGCAGCCAAGAAGGCAGAACAAGCUCGGAAAAAGGCCGAAAAGGACGCUCUCGCCGCCGAAGAAGAAAAGAGCCUACCGACUCGCGCCGGUCCCAAGAACGCUAAGACCGCUGUCAAGAAAACCAACCCCAAGCCCAGCCGCGGCCUCGACCUGGGCCAGCUCGAAUCCAGCGACCCCAGCGACAAGAAGCUGCAGCCAGUAGUAGCUAAGACCAUUGAAGAUAGCAUUAAAGCUCUUGAGAUGGACGACAAGUCUGCCGCCCCCAAGCUCGACAGGCACGCCGAGAAAAGAGUCAGGCCCGCAUGGUUUGCAUUUAAGGAGAGAAGACUCCAAGAGAUGGCCGACGAUGGCACUGGGAAGGGCCUGCGCCUGACCCAGAGAGUACAACAGAUCGAAAAGGAAUUCGAUAAGAGUCCCGAGAACCCCAAAAACCAAGCCCACGCCAGUCAUAAUACCUCGCGGGAAGAGAUGGAGGAGCUGCAGAACAGGAUAAUGGCAGAAACCGAGGCCAGGCUCACGUCAAAGUAA
This is a messenger RNA of Anthostomella pinea, 693 nucleotides long. The record is from the annotation of a GenBank genome assembly. Lineage: Eukaryota; Fungi; Ascomycota; Sordariomycetes; Xylariales; Xylariaceae.